Molecule: messenger RNA, 2953 nt
Organism: Spodoptera littoralis (African cotton leafworm)
Lineage: Eukaryota; Metazoa; Arthropoda; Insecta; Lepidoptera; Noctuidae
Source: the annotation of a GenBank genome assembly
CACUUAACUUUAGCGUGUAAAGUAAACGGUCCAAGAUGGCCCCGGGUUAGGCGAUAUAGGUGGAUAAUCCGUCCUCAUCAGCCAUUCGACCGCACAAAGUGUUGUUACGCGUGUCUAGAGUUAUCCCCAUCUAUCUUCAAGGGGACCGCUUAAGAAUGGACAGGACAAAGAGCUGGCCAUUACGACGCGCCUUGAAAUUGCAACUUGCUCGACAAAGGACUUUGCUGUCUCAUGUCUAUUCAAUUACUCUAAAGGUCAGCAGACGAGAGCGUCUAUAUCUACCUACUCACCUCACAAUAUCUUUCUAAAGCCACAAAAGCUAUAAUUACGCAAGAAGAAGUACCUUAAUUGUGUAGGCGUAAAAUACACAAUGCGAAACGACUUGAAACUCAGUUUUAAUUAAGAAGAUUAAUGAAAUUCGAUACUCUGUAAACCGAUAGGCAUUACAUUGUCUAUGAGCGCUUCAAAGUGAAUAGGUUGAGAGCACUGAGUGACAUUUCCGUGGACGUGCGUUCAUUGCAGGGUUCGAUAUGUAUGACUUUCGGAAAUCUUUCAGAGUGUCGCAUAAAGCGCUCUGUUGUCCAGCAGAAAGGGUGUUCGAUGUCCCAGUGAAAUCUCUGGGAGUUGAAAGGCAAACAUUACAAAAGCUUUUUCCCCGUCGCUCGGUUGGGUCGUGACGUCCGGUGCGCUCUCGGGCGCGAUUGAUUCAGCGGCGGAUGGUUCAAUAAUUCAGCAGGAUGACCGGCCUGUACAUGUCGCAUGUUCCACACGGGAACUGGCCGCAAUAUUGACAGGGCUGUCAGCCAACUUCCAAAAUAACAGAUAAGUACGGAAGAGUUGUCGAAUGUGGAGUCCAUAUUUUAUGUUAACGAGGCCCAUACUUAUGUAGUUUGAAGGGAUGAAUUUGUAGUUUGACUUUGUUAAGCAUACUAAAAAUAUACACUGCUUCAAUAGGAACCACGUCGUAUAUAAUAAGGUACAAGUAAUAACAUUCUCAUUUUACAAAUUGCAUAGAAAAUGGCGGCGCGGUCGCAUCGCCGCGGCCCGCAACACCGCGAGCUAUUUCCAAUCAUACGUUCCGACAUCACUUACCAAACAUUAUAUUAAAUGGUUCAAUUAAAACUUAUUUCAGGCCUUGCCCUGAUUAUUAAUGUGCUAAUAAUUCUUUCUGUCAUCGUAAUUAAAGUUUAAACGAAGAUAGACGAAGUUUAUUGCGCUUUGCUCGGAGUUUUGGCUGUUCUAAGGUGAUAUACAUCAAUUCCAUUAGCACAGUUUAUUUUGACUAAUGAUAGUAUCAAUUUGCGAAAGAGACGUAAUUAGGCAGCCGGAACCCAAGCCACAGGAUACGUCGACCGACCGCCACGACGCCAAGAUAUCAUCUAUCAUUCAUUUCUGAGAAAAAAAAAGCUGUCUUAAAACGUUUACGUCACAGACUCCAUUUUUUAUUGUCCACAUAAUUCCUGAGUUUGAGGUAUAAGUACAUAAUUUUUACAAAUUGAUUAAAUAUUUCUCUACUAUUACCUAAUAGAUUUCAGCCGAAAACAUAAUUAAUUAUUCCACUGACCGAUGUUUGUAGGUAGUUAACAUAGUCUAGACCAGAACUUAUUAGAAAAUUUCCAUUACGUUUUAAUGAAUUUCGGAUAAGAUAUAAGUUGCCAAUAAAUCAUAUAACGCAGUUAUUCUACAAACCCCACAUGAAGUUACAUUUUGCUCUCAUAGUUCGAUUACAAAAUCCAUUGGCCGGUCGUGGCUUAUCUUUGGAUUUAUGAUUUUACAUCCCAAUAAAAACGUUUUAAAACGAAUUUUUCUAUUUAUCGAGUUAAAUGUAACAUUAUUUUUCUAAAUUGUAACAAAACACAAGUAUGUUACGCCUCGUGUUAUUGUUUCAUCUGUUAUUGUGCACUUUGGUGAUGUGUAAAAGAACACAGCAAGAGGAAAAAGAAUCGUCCGCAAGUGCAGAUGACCUGGGCGGCCAGUUGGUAACUUCGUUACGGAACGACGUCAACAUAGACCUCUCAGCAGACGAGGAGUAUGAGGACCUUCGAGCCGAGCUUCUGGCCUACCACACAGCACUGGCUUCCAUCACUCCUAGUCGUAGAUCGAUGAAGACUACGCCGUGUUGGAAGCUAGGCGGAAUUUGCAUCGAUCACAGAAUGUGUGAGGGUCACCGCUAUAUGUCCGAAGUUGAAGGCUGUAGACGAAAUUUAGAAGUCUGUUGCUUUGUGUGGAACGGGUACCAGGUCAGAGACAUGAAAGACAAAGGUUUAAGUAACUUAGCACUGCCGUGGAAUCAGCAAUUCGAAAUUGGUGGUAAAGGCAUUAUAGCCUCUAUGGAUAAGAUGAACUCGAAGAAGAAGAAGCGGAAAUCGGUAAAGGUAAACGUGGAUGAUUCCCGAAUAACACAAUCUCGCACCAAUGCAUAUAAAGAGGAGGAUAAUAUUGGUGAUAUUCCUGUUAUGGCAUGUAAACUUAAAAUCAUGUUUCUGUUCGUCGUUAUUAUGCUAGUGGUUUCAAAUGUGGGGGGUCAAAAUGUCGCGACAACCUCUAAACCAUACAAUAUCGGAAUAUCCAGCGGCUUCAAGGAUGUAUUCCUUGCUGGGAUGAAUGGAAAACCAACACUCGGAACAGCAGGAUCAACCUGUUGGGCACGCGGAGGCAUCUGUGUGGACCUUCAACAGUGUCCUUCACUGAAAAUGGAUGUUGGUGUUGCUGGCUGUGCAUGGGGCUUUAAAGUAUGCUGUAAGACCCACGGGCUCCUCUCCCCAACCGUGGGCACCCAACGAAGAUACGCGAUACCCGUCAUAAGCAGUCUUGACGAAUUGGGAACCUCUUUAGAAAUUAUCGCGCUUAGAAACUCCAUGCUCCUCGCAAGCUGGCAACGUGAGAAAAAUCCCGAAAGUGAUGAUGUACACUUGAAAGACUUAUUGAAUAAAUAAAUAUUUUUGUAGCCUUA